UUUUUUUUUUUCAAAGGAGUCCAUCAUGUAAUCAAAAGACUUAUUGAGAAGUCGAUGUCUUACUCCAUGACUUUUAGGGAACAAGAGAACAAUAGCCUGACACAAAAGGUUCGGUCCAAUUUAGGUGCCUUUUUAGACGCCCAAUAGAACCCAUCAUUGAUUAUUGAUUUAAGACCUUGAUAAGGUGAAUACCCAGUCUAUUCAAUGCUAGGCAUAAUGAGUAUAAGAACCUCAAAAAUUCUCUUUUCGUCCUAUCCUAUGAACUUUAAGGUGUAUGAAGUUUCAUAUUGGAUUCUUUAAGCAGAAGUGGGGCGAUGGAGAUUCCAUUUAACUUAGGUUGAUCUAAGCCAAAAGCAGACCUACGUCAGGAUAACCCUUCUCUUCUUUGAAACACUUUGGUAGUGCUCUUGGAUCGGAAUACAUAAAUCAGAGCACACGGAGCCAUCUUCUUAUCUUUCUGCCAAGAGAAUUAUGGUAGACUAACGGAUUAUUUAUAUCAGUUAAUGAACGAGCCCAAUGCAAAACAAAAAAAUGCAUGUUGGGUCUUUGAAAAAGUUCGAAUCAUUUUGAUAAAAAUCAGUUUGAUCUGUUUUACCGAGAAGGUCUACGGUUCGAGUCCGUAUAGCCCUAAAAAAAAUUUAAAAUAAAUAAAAUAAUAAUAAAAUAUAAUAAAAUAAUAUAUAAAUAUAUAAAUUUCUAAAUUCUAUAUAAUAGAAUAAUUUAUAUAUUAAAUAAUAAUAUUUAAUAUAAAUAACAAUAUUAUUUGAUAUAGAAUAUAAAUAUAGAAUAUAGAAUAAUAAUAUAAUAUAUAAAAUUAAAAUAAAUAAUUUCUAAAAUUAAAAUUAAAAUAAUAGAAAAUUAAAAUAAUAAUAAAAAAAAAAAAAAAAAAAAAGAAAAAAUUCUAAUAGAAUUUAGACAUUCUAAACAACUAAACAAAAAAUGAGAAUUAUAUUUUGAAUUCCCUCUUUUUUAGAGAGAAUCAAAGGUGAAGUGAAAAGGCGGAAGGGGGGGUCUUCUUUAUAUUUUAUAUAAGAGCAAUAUCUAUUUAUACUAUAUCAAUAUUAUAUCAAUAUCGAAAAAAAAUUCAAAAAUUGAAGUAAACGUAAUGGAAAAAUUAUAGUCGACGAAUCUUGAAACGAGACAUAUACCAAAGCAAACAAAAAAAACUAGGUGGUUGAAUCAAAAUAAAUUGUUGUUUUGACUAACCGGUUAUAGAUGAGUUAGGAAUUAAUUCCAAUUCGACUCGACUAAUCUAGUAUAUUUUCCACAUUCAUAGGAGUGCGCCUAUGUUUCUGAUUUACGAAUAUGAUAUAUUCUGGGCAUUUCUAAUAAUAUCAAGUGUUAUUCCUAUUUUAGCAUUUCUAAUUUCCGGAGUUUUAUCCCCGAUUAGCAAAGGGCCGGAGAAACUUUCUAGUUAUGAAUCGGGUAUAGAACCAAUGGGUGAUGCUUGGUUACAAUUUCGAAUCCGUUAUUAUAUGUUUGCUCUAGUUUUUGUUGUUUUUGAUGUUGAAACAGUUUUUCUUUAUCCAUGGGCAAUGAGUUUCGAUAUAUUGGGGUUAUCCGUAUUUAUAGAAGCUUUCAUUUUCGUGCUUAUCCUAAUUGUUGGUUCAGUUUAUGCAUGGAGAAAAGGAGCAUUAGAAUGGUCUUAGCUCUUGAAUAUUCCGCAAAAAAUAAUGAAAAAAAAAAUAACAUUGAGAAAAUUAUGAAUUCCAUUGAGUUUCCUUUACUUGAUCGAACAACUCAAAUUUCAGUUAUUUCAACUACAUCAAAUGAUCUUUCAAAUUGGUCAAGACUCUCCAGUUUAUGGCCACUUCUCUAUGGUACCAGUUGUUGCUUCAUUGAAUUUGCUUCAUUAAUAGGCUCACGAUUCGACUUUGAUCGUUAUGGGCUAGUACCAAGAUCUAGUCCUAGACAAGCGGACCUGAUUUUAACAGCCGGCACCGUAACCAUGAAAAUGGCUCCUUCUUUAGUGAGAUUAUAUGAACAAAUGCCUGAACCAAAAUAUGUUAUUGCUAUGGGGGCAUGUACAAUUACAGGGGGGAUGUUCAGUACCGAUUCUUAUAGUACUGUUCGGGGAGUUGAUAAGCUAAUUCCUGUAGAUGUCUAUUUGCCAGGCUGUCCACCUAAACCGGAGGCGGUUAUAGAUGCUAUAACAAAACUUCGUAAAAAAAUAUCUCGAGAAAUUUAUGAAGAUCGAAUUAGGUCUCAACCGGGGAAACGGUCACCGGGCGGGCUGUUAGCUAGUGUAUAUCAUCUUACGAGAAUAGAGUAUGAUAUAGAUCAACCAGAAGAAGUAUGUAUAAAAGUAUUUGCCCCAAGGAAGAAUCCUAGAAUUCCGUCUGUUUUCUGGGUUUGGAAAAGUGCGGAUUUUCAAGAAAGGGAAUCUUAUGAUAUGCUGGGAAUCUUUUAUGAUAAUCAUCCACGCUUGAAACGUAUCUUAAUGCCGGAAAGUUGGAUAGGGUGGCCCUUACGUAAGGAUUAUAUUGUUCCCAAUUUUUAUGAAAUACAAGAUGCUCAUUGAAUAAUAAGAAACUAAGCUUCAGUGUUACAACUCCAGAUAUUCAAGGAAUAUUUGUACGCUCUCUUAUAGAUCAACAGAGUUUUUGAAGUCUCAUUCAUAUUAUUAUGGAUAGACUAAAAAAAAAUAAUAAUAAUAAUAAUACAAUUAGGAAUUCAUUGAAUUCUCAAAUUUUGAAGAUAUUGAUUUCGGACGAGCCGAGCUAACUAAUAGGAUGAACUAAACGAAUUCUACAUCAUGAACUUUGUACCGCGCACAUCCCUUACUUAGAUGAGCUAUAUAAAGUCACAUAACAUAGGAGAGAAUGAAAAAAUAGAAUAUGAAAGAAAAUAAAGAAAUGAAAGAGGAUCAGAUUCUAUUUAUACUGUAUCUGAGACGAAUCUUGGAUAUUUACACCCUUCAACUCCUAUAGACUAGACUUUUAGGUUUUUUAACUAACUAAUUUAACUUUAACCUUUCGAAUCUAUAUGAAGUAUUAACAUUCUUUUUGACCGAGAGGAGACACACACAUUAUGAACAAAUCAAAUAAAAAAGAAGAGGAAACGAAACAUAAUCUAAUUUUUUUUUUUAUAUACUUUUUUAUAAUAGAAACUCUUUAUUUAUAACAUAAACUCUUUGCUCAUCUAAAAAGGUUCUAUCUACAGACAUCUAGAUGGAUAAGUUAAGUAUAUAUCAUGAUCUAUACUAUUAAUGAAUAUGCAUGUCGAUCUAUAUCAGAUCUAUAUCAAUUAAUUUAAUUAAGUUGUAGAAUAGAUACUCAUACACAAUGCCAGGAACCAGAUUUGAACUGGUGACACGAGGAUUUUCAGUCCUCUGCUCUACCAGCUGAGCUAUCCCGACCAUUUUCGACGCGUCAUCUUCCUCAUUUUACUAAACGACUUGGGUCUAUGUCAAUUAAAAAAAAGUAAAAAAAAGACGAAAAAGUAUUCUAAAAGCCUUAUCCAGACCUGGAAUGUUUUGUAUCUUUUUUUAAAAUAAAAAGAAAAAAAAAAAGACGACUUCGUAAAUUUCAGUUCGAAUAAUGAUUUUGAUUGUUAAUCAUUCCAAUUCCCAAUGUGGAUUCUUGUUUUGCUCAAAGAUGUUCGUUUGUAUGUGUAUCAUAUCUAUUCCAAGACUUGUGAAAAAAAAUCCAGCCUGGAUAUGUUUGUGAAAGAAUCGAAUGAAUGAGAAAGAUAAUGAGAUUUGAACCGUUAACGAAAAGAGAGAAUAGGAUAAAAAUAAUUAGGGAGUCGAGCGGGCCUUUUUUGGGGAUAGAGGGACUUGAACCCUCACGAUUUCUAAAGUCGACGGAUUUUCCUCUUACUAUAAAUUUCCUUGUUGUCGAUAUUGACAUGUAGAAUGGGACUCUAUCUUUAUUCUCGUCCGAUUAAUCAGUUAUCUAUCCGACUUUGGAAUGAAUGAUUUGAUCAAUUAAUAUUCAACCCUUUCUUCAACUUGGAAUCAAUUCAAAACAAUUUUGUUUUUAUUUCAUUUUUCAUAUAAAGAUAAAAAAAAUACGGAUUUGGGCUCCUAUUAAUCUUAAUUAAUCUUAAUCAUUUGAGAUAGUCUUUCAGUACGUAUACGUAUGUAUAUACGGUUAUCCUUUCUGAAGUUUUGACGGAAGGAUUUCUUUACUUUACUAAUGCAACGCAGUCAACUCCAUUUAUUAGAACAGCUUCCAUUGAGUCUCUGCACCUAUCCCCCCCUUUUUUUUAUUCUGUCUUUACUUUGUUUGUUUUCGGAAAACAGGAUUUGGCUCAGGAUUGCCCAUUUUUAAUUCCGGGGUUUCUCUGAAUUUGAAAGUUAUCACUUAGUAAGUUUCCAUACCAAGGCUCAAUCCAAUUAAGUCCGUAGCGUCUACCAAUUUCGCCAUAUCCCCUCUUUUUUUGUUUUGAAAUUAAGAUCUUAUUAUUAUCCCCCUUUUUUCAUUUCUAUUCUACUGGAACUGUUGAAGUCAUUAGAUACCGAUUCCUAUAAAAAGUCUUUCCUCUUAUUUUUUUAUUUCUUGUCUAUCUUCUUUUAUCUCUAUCAGAGACCCUUAUUUAGUCUAAUCAGAAAGGAUUCUAUCAUUUCUCUAUCCGCAAUUCAAUAUAGAUGUAUAUAUACCACAUUAAUUACAUAUACUUUUCUUGCUCUCAUUUUUUUUUUCUCGUGCAAUUUUUAAUACUCGAACGAUCAAUUCUUUUUCUUUUUUUUCUAUAUUCAUAAUAAUUAAUUAUGAAUAACUAAGAAUGAAAAGAAUAAAAAAUUAAUAGCCAAGAUUCCAUUAGUUUACUAAAUUCCUAUACAUGUACAAUUUCUGUUAUGUAAGCCCGCUUAGCUCAGAGGUUAGAGCAUCGCAUUUGUAAUGCGAUGGUCAUCGGUUCGACUCCGAUAGCUGGCUUUUCUCUAUUUGUUUAAUUUUUUACAUAAUUGAUAAUGUUUUUUUAAAUCAAAGAAUAUUGAAAAGGCCCCUUUCCCUUUUUUCCGAGGGUGACCGAUUAUUAUGUGGUAGGAACUUCCAAUUAGGAAUAAUAUGAAUAAAGGUUAGAGUAGUUAAAUCUCUGCAGAACAAAUCAAGAACAAGAAAAGAACCUUUUUUUUUCUAUAUACAUUAUUGGUAUAUAUACAAUAAGGAAUAAGGUCCGGAUAUUGAUACAAUCCACUCAUUAUUAUUUGUAAUAUACUAAUUUAGUAGAUAGUAGAUUUUGCUUCAUUUAUCAUAUUUAUCCUUUAGUUCAGUUUUAAUUUAGUUCAGUUUUAAUUUAGGUUUCUGAAAAUUCAAAAACAAUAAAAAGAAAAUAAGGAGUUUUUAUGUCACGUUACCGAGGGCCUCGUUUCAAAAAAAUACGUCGUCUGGGGGCUUUGCCGGGACUAACUAGUAAAAGGCCUAAAGUCGGGAGCGAUCUUAGAAAUCAAUCACGCUCCGGUAAAAAAUCUCAAUAUCGUAUUCGUUUAGAAGAAAAACAAAAAUUGCGUUUUCAUUAUGGUCUUACAGAACGACAAUUACUUAAAUAUGUUCGUAUCGCCGCAAAAGCCAAAGGGUCAACAGGUCAGGUUUUACUACAAUUACUUGAAAUGCGUUUGGAUAACAUCCUUUUUCGAUUGGGUAUGGCGUCAACUAUUCCUCGAGCCCGCCAAUUAGUUAAUCAUAGACAUAUUUUAGUUAAUGGUCGUAUAGUAGAUAUACCAAGUUAUCGCUGCAAACCCCGAGAUAUUAUUACAGCGAGAGCUGAACAAAAAUCUAGAGCUAUGAUUAAAAAUUAUCUUGAUUCAUCCCCCCAGGAGGAAUUGCCAAAACAUUUGACUCUUCACCCAUUCCAAUAUAAAGGAUUGGUCAAUCAAAUAAUAGAUAGUAAAUGGGUUGGCUUGAAAAUAAAUGAAUUACUAGUGGUAGAAUAUUAUUCUCGUCAGACUUAAACCUAACUAAAAUAACAAGGGUUCGGAUAAUUUUGCCCCCUUGUCGCCUAAGUAAAGAAAUCAAAAGUAAGGGCUUGAUCGGGAGAUUUUUCUCCCAUUCAUAUAUCAUAGAACGAUAGGGAUAUUUUCAUUCCUUUCCAUUUUUUCCAGUAUUUUCUGUACCGCAGAAAUUAGGAAUAUUAGGAAUAGAGAAUCUAUAUAAAGGAAAGGUCUAACUGUUGGAAUAAAGGUAUCCAUUGUUAUGUGAUUUGAUACAUUGCGAUUCGUAACAUUGAUAAAUUAGGUGAAGGUACGGAAAGAGAGGGAUUCGAACCCUCGGUAAACAAAAGCCUACAUAGCAGUUCCAAUGCUACGCCUUGAACCACUCGGCCAUCUCUCCUACAUAAUGAUUAUGGCCCAGAACCCGAGUGAAUCGCGAGUCAUUUAUAUUAGAUUGUUGGAUAGGUAAAGAUAAUUUUGUUUUUGUGAAAAACUCUUUGUUAAAAAUAAUAAAGAUAUAUAUUUAUUCGUGUUUGUGAAGACAGCCCUUCCGUCUUUUUUUGAUAUCUAUACCGGCUUAAAUCAUUAGAUUGGAACGACUCGAAUGAUCGGUCUAUCUUUUUUUUUUUUUAUGAAUUGAGUCUGUUUUUUAUGUUAUUUUGUACUGUACAACUACUUUUUGUGGGAUCGUUUUCUCAUGAGAGGUAAUUAAAAGAAAUUAUAAAAUGGAUUGCUACCUAUGCCUAGAUCUCGGAUAACUGGAAAUUUUAUUGAUAAGACUUUUUCAGUUGUAGCCAAUAUCUUAUUACGAAUAAUUCCGACAACUUCGGGAGAAAAAGAGGCAUUUACUUAUUACAGAGAUGGUGUGAUUUGAUUUUUUUAUUUACCGCUGUCAAGUCUUAGGAGAAAGACACAUUAGUCGGGAUAGAAAGAUUUGAAAUAACUCUACGCUUGUUGAAGGUGAAGUUUAUAAAUAAAACAAUUCCUUCUGUCGGGUAUCCCCGAUUAAUGCAGCCUCAAAUGCUUCAAUUGUCAAUUCUAGCAUUGAACGAAAGGUUACACCUAUGCCUAUGGCUAUGGGUUCUGUAUUGCAGGUUAACCCUACCCCACUAGUACCAAUAGGCGGCAUAGAGGAAGAAGCACUACGCCUAGGAAUCAACAACGCAAAAACUUUGUUAGAAAUUAUCCCUUUCUUUAUUGGGAUCGGGACUAAGAGGAAUGGUUGGGACAACAAACAUCCAUCUCGUUCGUACUUUGGAUACCCGUAUAACCAUCGAAGACUGUUGAAGUGACUAAUUCCUAGAAAUUAAGGAAGAUUGAGGACAAAGAAAUUGUUGGAGUUAACUUAAUAUUUUUAUCUAGUAUCAACAUGCUUGAUGUUAAGAAAAGAUCUUUUGCAGGAAGGUUGGCUAGAGAUUUCUUGUAAAAACACUAGCCCCGCUCAGUUCAUAA
This is a messenger RNA of Hevea brasiliensis (rubber tree), 7327 nucleotides long. Its product is annotated as NAD(P)H-quinone oxidoreductase subunit K, chloroplastic-like. Gene Ontology annotation, biological process: aerobic respiration; electron transport coupled proton transport. The transcript is spliced from 2 exons. The coding region runs from base 1529 to 2521 and encodes 330 amino acids. Gene Ontology annotation, molecular function: NADH dehydrogenase (ubiquinone) activity; quinone binding; 4 iron, 4 sulfur cluster binding. The record is from RefSeq and is a predicted model, not a curated record. Lineage: Eukaryota; Viridiplantae; Streptophyta; Magnoliopsida; Malpighiales; Euphorbiaceae.